Messenger RNA from Gavia stellata (red-throated loon), 900 nucleotides. RefSeq names its product CD7 molecule (gene CD7). Gene Ontology annotation, molecular function: signaling receptor activity. The record is from RefSeq and is a predicted model, not a curated record. The coding region runs from base 1 to 900 and encodes 299 amino acids. Gene Ontology annotation, biological process: adaptive immune response. Gene Ontology annotation, cellular component: membrane. Lineage: Eukaryota; Metazoa; Chordata; Aves; Gaviiformes; Gaviidae. The transcript is spliced from 5 exons.
AUGUUGAGUUGCACAGGUGGAGAAAAUGAACAGUCAACAGACAUUAUCAGUGUUUGCGAAGGAGACUCCAUCAACAUAACUUGCUCAAUGGAAGAUUCGGAAAAUGAAAUGGCAGUGUCCUUGACAACUAGCAUUCAGCGCGUCAAUGUGGUAUUUCUUUCCAAGCAGAAUACUUCAUAUAUCCUUCCUGCUUUGGCUAAUCGCCUCAAAUAUUCAAAGGAAGGCAGGCAUGUCAGGAUAACUCUGCACAAUGUACAGGAAUCUGAUUCCAAUAUCUACAUAUGCACUAAGUUUACUAAAAAUGCAGGCCAUCACAAAAUGCUGAAGGGGAAGACAACCAUAGUAGUGGUGAAAGCAAAGACCAGUGGAGAUGUUGAACAGUCACCACUCUAUGCCAAUCCUCAGCAAGGCCAGUCUAUCAGCAUUACUUGUGCAUUGAAAAGCUCACAUGAAGAUGAAGCGAUCUUCUUGCUCAAGACUCAUGUGCAACCUGAAAUAGUGUUACAUGUUUCAAGUCAGAAUGGUUCAACUAUUUUUCCUGCUUUUGCUAAUCGCUUGGAAUAUUCAAAGCAAGAAAAGAAAAUAGUGAUAACUCUACACAACCUGCGGAAAAAUGACAGUGAUAUGUACUUAUGUGCUGGGGUGGUGAAAAAAUCCUCUUCCCUCUUAGUGAGUAGAAGUGGCACCAUGAUGCUGAUUAAAGAUGUGGAGCAGACAAACCGCAGUAAUAGUUCCUGGACCAUCUACGGUCUUAUCAUUGUGGUAGUGCUACUGUUUUCUGUGCUGACAAGUUGCAUCUUGUACCGUGUCAAUUAUUUCCAGAAAAAAAACCCAAAUGCAGUAUAUGAAGAUAUGUCUUACAGUUCUAGACGCAACACCUUGAUCAGAACCAAUACUUAG